UCUGGACUGUUGGGCGCGUGAUCGGUAAAUCGAAGUAGCGGACCGUGAAGGUGCAGAGGAUAUUCCCCACGACUGUUGUUGGUGUUGUUGCUGCUGCUGGGUUAACGUAAUUUCGCAAAAGAGAGACGGAGAGCGCCAGAACGGUUGUUUUUGUAACGCGACGAGAGCCGCCCGCAGAUCCGAUCCACCAUCCAUCCUUGUCACUCGCUCCUUGUCGUCGCCGUCGUUGCCUCGCGUGUAACUAAGAAAUAAGAAAUAAUAUAAAACUGUGCCGUCGUCGCAUCAAUUGCACUAAUUUCUUCAAUCAGCGGACAAGGCGAGCAUAACGAAAAAGCAGAGUGAAACUAGCGAAAAUUGUUUAACAGCCAGCAAACUCACCCGCAACAGCACGAAAACGGCGCCGACAACGACGAUGCCUUAUCAGCCAGCCAACAGCGGCGGGACGACCGGCGGCAGCAAGGCGGCCGCCAAGAUGGCCCAGCUGAAGUUCUGGAAUAAGCAGAAUAGCAGCAAGCAGCAGCAACAGGACAAGGACAAGGACAAGGAUGCCGCCGACUCGGGCAAUAACAGCAGCAACACCACCGGCAACAGCAGCAACGGCGACACCAAGGGUGAGGCGAAGAAUGGCAAGCGCAACUGGCUGCACACGCCGGAGCAGCUCAUCAAUGGACAUGCGGUGUAUCUAGUCAAGUUCUUUGGUAACCUGAAUGUGGACCAACCCAAGGGCAUUGAGGUGGUCAAGGAGGCCAUUCGAAAGCUGCAGUUUGCACAGCAAAUGAAGAAAGCGGAGACGGGCACUCAGGAGAAGUUCAAGAAACUGGAGAUCACCAUCAGCAUCAAGGGUGUGGCCAUUCAGGAGCCGCGUACCCACAAGAUCCUGCAUCAGUUUCCGCUGUACAACAUCUCGUAUUGUGCGGACGAGAAAGGUGUUAAGAAGUUCUUCAGUUUUAUUGCCAAAUCGGUAAAGACGCGAGAAGGUGGAAGCGAUUCAAUGACGACAAAUGGCCAUGCAAACGGAAAUGGCGAUGGCAGUGCCAAAGUGGAGGAAACCCAUGAAUGCUUUGUCUUCAUAUCGAACAAGUUGGCCUCGGAUAUAACACUCACCAUUGGUCAGGCCUUUGAUUUGGCCUACAGAAAAUACAUGGACAGCACUGAGAAGACGAAUUUGAGCAAGGCGCAGCAGCAGAUCAAUCAUUUGCAGCAAACUGUCAACGCUUACAAGGAGCGACUGCGCGAGAUUUCCGCCAAAUUGCCAAAGGCCGAGCUAGAUGCCCUGCUCUUUCAAAUGGGCAUCAAGGAUAUUCUGGAGGCGCCCAGCACUGAGCUGCAGCAGAAUGGUAUUGAAGUGGCCACCGAGGCCCUGAGCAAUGGCAAGCUGGAUGACGACAAGCUGCUGAUUGACACCAAUUCCACCACGGCAUCGACCCAUUCGUCGUCGCCCAGCUCGUUCUUGCCCAUUGUCCCGCCGCGGAACAAUCUGUCCAGCCAGAUCAGCAUCGGUGGCAAGAGCAACAGCCAGAAAAUGGAUGAGCUGCUGCUCAAUUCCGAUUCCGAUAGUGAUUUCGAUCCGCGGGCGGAUGAGAUUCAGGACAAUGUGAGCAAUGGUCGCAAUGCCAUCAGCAACGAUCUGUUUGGCUUUGAGCCCUCAAAGAGCUUUGGUCAGCAGCUCUUUUUUAACAAUAAUGAUCACAAGCUGCAGAAUAACAACACGAACAGCAACAACAACAACAACAGCAGUCUACUGAUCACCAGCAAUAAUACCAGCAUCAAUAGCAGCGGAUUCUCCAGCGAGCUGAACAUCACGCCGCCAUUGUUGGCACCACCGCCAAAGAUUGCUGCUCCAAGACGCCUUACCUCGGUGACAACGGGCAAUGGCCUCAAUGGCAACACGGAUCUGUUCGGAUCAGAUCCAUUUGAAAUGAACAAUGGUCCGACCAUCUUCAAGCAAAAUCAACUGAACCUUGAUGACUUCUCGCUGGAGAGUCUGGAUCCUCUGCGCAAGUAGAGCGGUGCUAGUGCUACCAACGCCAUUUUCACGCACGUCAACUCGUCGUUUGAGCCUUUAAGAACAACCCGCGAAUGGAUAUAUCCCAAUUCUCCUUCUCCGUUCUCCGCUUCGCAUGCAUUCCCAGCCAAUUGCAAUUCGAUUUGUUUAAUGUGUAUUAUUGUUUAUAUAUAUAUAUUAUAUAUAUAUUGUAUUGUAUUUAUUAUCAUUGAUUUUUUGUCGAUUUUAUAUAUUGCAUAUUAUGAUUUCUACUAUUAUUAUUAUUAAUAUACAGAUACGUUUAUUAUCUGAGGGCGAGAUCAAAAGAAAACACACGACGCAA
This is a messenger RNA of Drosophila serrata, 2327 nucleotides long. It is a transcript of the gene ced-6, whose product is annotated as PTB domain-containing adapter protein ced-6. NCBI's taxonomy places the organism in Eukaryota, Metazoa, Arthropoda, Insecta, Diptera, Drosophilidae. The record is from RefSeq and is a predicted model, not a curated record.